Carassius gibelio (silver crucian carp) is the source of this 5963-nucleotide messenger RNA. RefSeq lists its product as uncharacterized. The transcript has 4 exons. Lineage: Eukaryota; Metazoa; Chordata; Actinopteri; Cypriniformes; Cyprinidae. The record is from RefSeq and is a predicted model, not a curated record. Bases 3468 to 5060 code for a protein of 530 amino acids.
AAGGCAGUUCAUCAUUGAAUUCAGUGAUGUCAUCUCUGUUCGGUUAAAUAGUGUCUGUGCAUUUAUUUGCAAUCAGGUCAACGAUAUUGCUGUACAUUCAAUUCAAUUCAAUUCAAGUUUAUUUGUAUAGCGCUUUUUACAAAAUAAAUCGUUACAAAGCAACUUUACAGAAAAUUAUGUUUCUACAAUAUUUAGUAGUAGCUAGUAGUUUGUGCACAUUUGACAGGAUUUUAGAAAAAAAAUAAAUAAUAAUAAUACAAGACGUAGUCAGCUAGACUAUGAACUAUCAAUAUUAUUAAUUAAGUUAUUAUAUGAUUCAGUCACACAUUUAGCAAUAUUUGUUAGUUCUGUUUGUUGAUUCAGGGUUAGCAUCAUCUGAGGUCCUCUGAGGGUCAGCAUCAUCUCUUCUCAGGUGUUCUGGAUCCAGACUGGAGCUUGUGUAAAUCCUAGUUACCACGGGAUGUAAAUCCCGUGUCGAAACAUAGAAACAAAAUACAGACAUCAUUAGCAUAGCUGCUGAUCCAACAAAGUAAAAUUAGUUUAACCCAAGUUAAUGAAUAAAAAUGCACCUUUGAACAGAUGCAACUACACUCACAAUUAAAAAGAUACAUUAUUCGAAUGCUUGGCGAAAGAGAUGUGUUUUUAAUCUAGAUUUAAACAGAGAGAGUGUGUCUGAACCCCGAACAUUAUCAGGGAGGCUAUUCCAGAGUUUGGGAGCCAAAUGUGAGAAAGCUCUACCUCCUUUAGUGGACUUUGCUAUCCUAGGAACGACCAAAAGUCCAGCGUUUCGUGACCUUAGGGUGCGUGAUGGGUUGUAGCGUGGUAGAAGGUUAGUUAGGUACGCUGGAGCUAAACCAUUUAGGGCCUUAUAGGUAAGUAAUGAUAAUUUGUAACUGAUACGGAACUUAAUAGGUAGCCAGUGCAGAGACUGUAAAAUUGGGGUAAUAUGAUCAUAUUUUCUUGACCUCGUAAGGACUCUAGCUGCUGCAUUUUGGACAUGAAGUGACCCCAACUAAGCAAGCCAGAGGCGACAGCGGCAAGGAACCGAACUCCAUCGGUGACAGAAUGGAGAAAAAAACCUUGGGAGAACCCAGGCUCAGUUUGGGGGCCAGUUCUCCUCUGACCAGACGAAACCAGUAGUUCAAUUCCAGGCUGCAGCAAAGUCAGAUUGUGCAGAAGAAUCAUCUGUUUCCUGUGGUCUUGUCCUGGUGGUCCUCUGAGACAAGGUCUUUACAGGGGAUCUGUAUCUGGGGCUCUAGUUGUCCUGGUCUCCGCUGUCUUUCAGGGAUGUAGAGGUCCUUUCUAGGUGCUGAUCCACCAUCUGGUCUGGAUACGUACUGGAUCCGGGUGACUGCAGUGAUCCUCUGAUCUGGAUACAGACUGGAUCUGGUGGCUACGGUGACCUCGGAUUAAGAGAGAAACAGACAAAUAUUAGCGUAGAUGCCAUUCUUCUAAUGAUGUAGCAAGUACAUGGGGUGUUUUGGGAAGUGUUCCCGAUUCCGGUUUACCUAAUUAAUGCAGCCUAAAAAUCCUUUAACGGAUUUGGAUAUUAAAUUAUUAGCAUUAUUGCCAUUUGCAGAAAAUCCAUCGCUCCCGGUAAGAAACAACCAAACAGAGCUGCGGUCCGUAACUUUGUUUGUGUUCAAAAUGUAGAAAAAUGUAUAUAAUAAGCGAGUACACCAUGAAUCCAUUUUCCAAACCGUGUUUUUAGCUUGUCCUGAAUCACUAGGGUGCACCUAUAAUAAGUGUUUAUAUUCGGACUAUUUUAGAUUGCUUCGGGGGUACCGCGGCGGAGUAACCCAGUACCUUUGUGAUUCUUCAUAGAGAUAAACAGAAGGAAGUAGUUCCGGCUACGAUGUUCUUCCGCAAGACGCAAGCAGUUCUGUUUAUUAGUUCCCUACCGCAGCUUUAAUGCAAUAAAUGUUAUAAAUGCUUCACUUUAUUCCAAAUGCGCCUUCUACUUUUCUCUGGGCAAUGAGCGAUGCCCAUUCGCGAAUGAUUCAUUCUUUUGAGUCAAUUCUGUUCAAAGGCUUGAUCAAGCCAAUUGGCAAACGAGUGAAUUGGUUCAUGAAUCAGUUUGAAUGAGUCGUUCAGUACUUUUACUUUUACUUGAGUAAAUAUUUCUAGAAUUACUUUUACUUUUACUUGAGUAAAGUUUUUGGGUACUCUACCCACCUCUGCUCCUAGGCCUCAUUGUUCAUUAAUGAGCUUACAAACCUCAUUUUUUAAAUUAAUAUUGCCUACAUAGCAUUGUGUCCAAAGUUUUUUUUUUCCCAAAUGAACAAACUUUCAGACUGCAAACCUUGUUGCAUACAUUUUUUUCUUUUACAUUUACAUUUAUUCAUUUAGCAGACGCUUUCAUUCAAACCAACUUACAAUGCACUCUCAGAAAAAAAAGUUCAAAAAGCUGUCACUGGGUUUGUUACCUUUUUUACCCCUAAAAGAUGCAUAUUGUUACCUUAAACACAUAAGUACCUUAGUACCUAAAAUGUAAAUACCAGUACCUAAAAGGUACAUACAGUCAAACCAAAAUUUAUUCAGACACCUUCAACAUCUCACACAUUAUCAGUUUAUUCAAUGUAGUUUAGAAAAUGGUAAUAAAAUAUGACAAUACAUUUUGUCAUCAAUUUAAUUUGUAGUCCACUGUAUGAAAGAUUUUUAAGUAUAAUAUGUAACAGUGUAUCUUAUUUUGCUAUACUCACAUUUAUAAAUUAACUAUAAUUUCUAAACACACCUUUUUUUCUGAGGAGUGAGGAAUUGAGUGAUGACUGUGCUGUGAGAAUAUAGCAUGUGUUAUAUGACUAAUAGUAAUGUCACCAGCUCAUUAUGCAAACUUGCAUGGAGACACUAAAUGUGUUUUGAAUGCAAAAUGGGUUUAUGUCGCUGGAAAAACACACAAAAGAAGAUUACCUUGCUCAGAGAGUGGAAGACCUGUGAUCUUGAAGCAUCAGGUAAGUCAUCAGGUUUACAUAACAGAAUGUUAUGUUAAUACUGUACCAAUAAAUAUGUUUGUGAUAUGUCUGUUGUGGUUGAAAAUCCACUAUGGGAUUUCAGAAAUAAUAUCUGUCUGAUUUGAAUUUUGAAUUACUCGGCUGUGUCAAUAAGUUAACGAUAAACUUGAUAAUUAUGCAUGGGUUAUGUUUGUGACUUUAUAAUCCAUGUUCACUUUUAUAGCACUUUUAUAACAUUGUAACAUUGAAUCAGUCAGUUUAGUUUGAAUCAAUUCUAUUAUUUAAUAUGACUGAAUCAAAAAUAAAUAUCUCCUACACGUAAGAACUGCACAGCUUCAUAUUCCUCCCAAACAUACCAACAAUCCAUAUUAUCAUGUUUCAGCACAGGAGCCAUAAAAGAAAACAACAAUAAAAAAAAAAUGUAUGUAUCAGAUGUAUUCAUCUCUUUUUUUCUAGCUUGGUUGAACACCAGUAGCUGCUUAAAUCAACUGUCCUGAAAACCACAGAGAGUGCGUGAUGCUGUUUCAUCUUAUCUUCAUGUCACUGGUUUGCUCGGGGCUGUCAGUGGAGAGUUAUGGAAGAGAUUUCAUCACGGCAUUCCCAGAAAACACUGCCUACUACAAUCCACAGGAGUCCUACAACACGCUCCAAAUUACUGCUUUCUACAACGACACCCUCGUCGAAAUCACCAUCAACUACACAAAAGUGUUUUAUGAUAAACUACGAUCUGGGCAGACUAAAAUUGUGCAUUUUCCCAAGUACAACGAGCAAUUUCAGUUCACAAACUUCCCUCUUUUUGCCAGAGUCAACAGCACCCAAAAGAUCGUGGUGCUUUGGCUCAGUCAGCGCGGGAGCAGCGUGCAGUCUAAUGUCGUUCAACCUGUUACAAAUCUCGGAAAGUGGUAUUCAAUCUCAUUUAUCAAUUACAAUCAGAUGAUGGCAUCCUUGUACAAUAUGUCAGAUCAGUUAGCUCCGGACAGCUGGAGAUACAAUUCGUUCAGGCUGAUCAUUAUCAAUGCUGAGAAAUCUGAUAACUUAAUCACCGUCCAAAGUAUCAGUCCGGAUGGUCCAAAAGCAUUUAAUAUUACGCUCAGGCCUUACAAACUUUACCAGUUCCAAACUAAUGGCUCGGAGAUUCAGCUGGACUCUUCUGGAAAGGUGGCUGUGCUGUUAACCCACCCGUGUGUAGAAACUGCAGGAUGUGAUUGUAAUAUGGUGCUGAGCCACGUUCUCCCCCGAAAUCUGUGGGGUGACACGUUUCUUGUGCCGUCUGUGAAGAACCUGAAUAAAGCCUGGCUGCAAGUGACUAACACAACGGAAGUAAGGCUCAAAGGCGUGAAUAUAAAAACUCAGCAGUUCAAAUCUUCAGAGCUCAUUCCCUUCCCAGAGCUCAAGAGUGCGUCUCGGUUAAUCAGUUCAACAAAUAAGGUGUCCAUCAGACUUAUUAGUCCAGGUUUUGUCUUAGAACUCAUACCAGAAACCAUGUUCGCUGCUUGUUACCUGGUUCAGAUGAACUCGACAGAAGGUGAGGUCGUUAUCAUCGCUGAAACAGCCCAUAAGAACAAUGUGUCUAUAGAUGGCAAAUUACUUCAGUUCACUAACUGGAAACCCAUUCCCUAUUCAAACUACUCUUCAAUAUCUGUGUCGCUUAGUGGCACGCAUGUCAUCUGGCAUCCAACCUCCAAGAUUGGAGUGUACAUGUUUGAGACGAUGGAAGGUGGAAUUCCUUACGGAAGCCCAGCUGUCAUUUUAAAUGAUGAACCAGAUCGUGAUGGCUGUGUGGCAGAUUCUACAAAUUAUAUGACCAACUUUCUGCAAAACAACAUUGGUCCUGGGUAUCUGUGGAUCGGUCUGCGGCGCAGUCUGUUCACGUCAGAGUGGUACUGGCUGAAAGGCAAUGACAGCAAAUAUAGCGUGAGCUUCACGAAGUGGGCCAAUGGGCAUCCAGAUAUUCCCCAGAAAGCGUUGUGCGCUGCUGUGUCCAAAGAUUCCAACAAGGAGUUUUCCUGGAAGAGUGUGUCCUGUUGCUCUAAGCUUAGGCCCAUCUGCUACAAACAGGGCAAAUAUUUCAGUGAUAUUACCUUUAAUACACUAUAUGAUAAUUUUUAGAAUUACUUACCCAAUGGUGUGUCCUUCUUGUCCAAAUUCUUGGCCUUUUAAUUAAAGUUAAUAUCUGAAAAAAUUAAUUAUAUUUUACAAUAGUUUAAUCAUGAAACUUAGGAAAAUUAAUCAAAUUGCUUAAUUAUAAAAAAGAUAAUUGUCUAUUACUGUUAUUGUUUUUUUGUAUUUAUGUGAAUAAUAUAAAGCAAUAUUAACAUUUCAAAAUAUGUGGAUCUUCUGAAAACACAAUUAAAGUAUAUAUAUAUAUAUAUAUAUAUAUAUAUAUGUAUGUAUAUAUACGUGUGUGUGUGUGUGUGUGAGAGAGAGAGUGAGAGAGAGAGAGAGCUAUAUAUAAUAAUAUAACAACUAUUGAAACUUUGUCUGAUGUAAUGCAUGAUGAUCUAAAGUGAAGGCAAAUAAUGUGAAAUGAGCUCCUGUUGUAGGAGAAUACAAGCAUAUGUCACAAGAUCACAGUGCUCUAAAAAAAGUCCCACAAACGUAUCCCCACAAACGGGUCAUGGGGAAAGUCACUAUAAAAGAUGUCUGUCGGUCAUCAGCUCCAGUGGUCUAAAUGGUAGAGUGUGAAUCAUAGUGUCAUUGCUGCCUCAAAGUUUCUAUUUUCUGUCACAAAGGGAGUUGAUGUAUAUUUCCACUAGAUGGCGCUUGUGUACUUCAGCACUAAUUUACUUAACCUACUUUUGAUUAGUUCAAAUUGUAUAAUUUUAUAUUAUGCUUAUUUUUCUAUGUUUAUUGUGAUUUCUAUAAUCAACUGUUUCUUUCUAAGACUUUCUUGAUUAUAUUUUAUUUUAUUCCCAACAUGCUUUUGUAGUUCACUUCCUGUUUUGUCAUUCACACGAAGAGAUGGAACGAUGUAAUUAAUCAUUGCAAAAUUAAAAGGUGUUUUUCUCUAUA